AUGGCGGAGGAACUGAAAGUAUUCUUUGAAGAGUGUCGUGGUCAAGGGUUUUCCGCAAAGGAAAUGCUGGCUGUAUGUCAACCUUUGAUUUGGAGAAUCCGCUUGGCUAGAAUCAAGAAAUGGUGCUUCAUCCUACUGCCGCUGGUGUUUAUUUAUCUGCUUUGGCUAUGUAGUGACACCUUUUCUUGGUGGCUAAGUGCUCUGGGUCGAUUGGUGCUCAUACAGAUCCUUCCACUGUGGGAUUGGAGGCCCUACUAUCAGGCCAUGUGUCUAAUACCACGCGAUCAAAGUGUCCAAGAGCAGACACCAUCGUUGGGUAAAGGGGAGACUUUGUGGCAGAAUUGUGCUCUUUGUGAAGGUUUAGAGGGAAUAGCCGCUGUUUCCAAUGUAAGCUACUCCUCCUUGGAGUCUGAGCACUUAGAACGUGGGCAACCAGUGAUUAUAACAGACACUGGACUGCAAACGGAUGUUCGUCGUCUCCUAGAGCAAAUCGAGAAGAAGUCACCUCAGUGGCUAGCCAGUGAACCUUGUGAUGUUGCCAGCAAUCUGUUGCUGAGGAAACUAUUCAACCUACAGGCGGCUCUGGAUAAGAUUCAUUCAUGGCAGGGACAGACAUCGAAUUCCUGGCACCUUCAACUGAGGAACUGUCAGAAGAAGGCUGUAAAGUCCUCUCGACUAUUUCUGGAUCGUCCCUACUACUAUCCUCUUCACCUGGCUCCGUAUUACUCCAGCUGGCUAUUGGCAGUCCAUCAGCAAAAGCGAAACCAAGCCGAUAUAUACUUACGUGGUCUGGUGCUCAUCCAGCAACUAAGUGGCCACUUUGAGAUGGUUCUCCAUCCAAAGAAGCCCUGCAAUAAAGGAAUAUGCCCAAGCUUGCGGAUGCGACUGAAUGCAGGAGAAGGUCUCAUCUUUACCACAGAUAUCUGGAGUCUAAGUUAUGGUCUGGAGAAGCCCCAUGGAAAGCAGACCUCCCUGGCUAGCAUUUUUGAGAUUGACUGGCAGCCGUAGAGUGUUUUAGUUGGCCGAA
Molecule: messenger RNA, 1027 nt
Organism: Drosophila mauritiana
Lineage: Eukaryota; Metazoa; Arthropoda; Insecta; Diptera; Drosophilidae
Exons: 2
Coding region: 1-1008 (335 amino acids)
Source: RefSeq, a predicted model, not a curated record